AUGACCGCAUCCCACCAUGGACCCUGGACCCCCAUCGAGAUGCGCGCAGCCUCCUUUCCUUGGCCAUCUUCAGAGAGCCGUCGCCUGAGGAGCCUGCCAUUGGGACAUCGCCAGCUUCAACAACACACAAGAACACCACCCGACCCUAAGGGUAUCAAGGCCCUUUUUUCGGAAUUGCCUCUUGUCUGCCACGGCUCUACAGCCACGCACACACUGGUCUCUUGA
Messenger RNA from Podospora bellae-mahoneyi, 225 nucleotides. RefSeq lists its product as uncharacterized. NCBI's taxonomy places the organism in Eukaryota, Fungi, Ascomycota, Sordariomycetes, Sordariales, Podosporaceae. The record is from RefSeq and is a predicted model, not a curated record. Bases 1 to 225 code for a protein of 74 amino acids. The transcript has 3 exons.